Carassius gibelio (silver crucian carp) is the source of this 1755-nucleotide messenger RNA. Its product is annotated as fibroblast growth factor receptor homolog 1. The record is from RefSeq and is a predicted model, not a curated record. The transcript has 12 exons. Bases 293 to 1489 code for a protein of 398 amino acids. Gene Ontology annotation, cellular component: signaling receptor complex. Gene Ontology annotation, biological process: positive regulation of kinase activity; protein phosphorylation; cell surface receptor protein tyrosine kinase signaling pathway. Lineage: Eukaryota; Metazoa; Chordata; Actinopteri; Cypriniformes; Cyprinidae. Gene Ontology annotation, molecular function: transmembrane receptor protein tyrosine kinase activity; ATP binding.
UGGCUUAUUGUUCUGAAGAGCACCUCAGCCUCAGUGGUCUUCGUGCAUGCUCGCACAUUAUUGUCUGAUGCAGUAGAAGGUUAGACAAUGGUGUGCAUUGCAUAAUGAGCUCUGCCUGGGGACCUGCAAUUUUAAUUGUCUUUUCUACAAGGUGACAAAAACAUCUUUAACACAUUUGCUUUUCAGGUCUCUCAUUUAAACGAUUAAGAAGACGUCGUCUAGUUGACAAUUAAGUUCUGAUGAAACAUCUCACUCAGAUUUUUAAACAACAUGUGAUGCUAUUGGGGUCAUUAUGGAUAACAAUCUUGAUAUAGGACACACAAUUUUAAUCUGCAUCUACGCCGUUACCGUUUUCUUCAUGGUUGUACUUGGAUGCCUUUGCAUAAACAAGUAUCGUUCAAUGAAGAAGGUCAUAUGGGAGCUGAGGCAAAAGAGGCCGUCUGUCCCCCAGGUUGCUUCCCAAGAUUCUCCCCCUCCAUCUCCCAACAUCCUGAAUAUUCCUGAACUGCCUGACCGUAUUACAGAGAGCCCAUUACAGAGACAACCAACAAAAUCCAGCUGUAGAUUUCCCUGGAAGCCUCCACUACAGGUUCCUCGGUUUACAAAGGCAGACCUAAACCUCAUUCAGCUCAUAAAGGCAGGUCGAGAAGGAGUCUUCUACAAAGCGAGAAUUAUGAGGGGCACAUGCAGAGGCCAUUCACUGGUCACUUGCAAAAUUGGAAAAGAAGGUAUCACCUCAAAGCAGAUGGAAAAUGAGGUUUCUAUUAUGAGAAAGCUGGCGUAUCAUAAAAAUGUGAUGCAGCUGCUGGACUGGAAUACAGCGGAAGAGCCGUAUAUGCUGAUCAUGGAGUUCAUGAGCUACGGGACCCUGCGCAGUUUUGUUCAAAAAAACAAAGAUGAGCUAACUGCCGACCCUGAACUGCAGAGCCAAUUCACCAUCGCCUCCUACCACAUCGCCCUGGCCAUGGAGCACUUACGCUCCAAAAUGGUGGUGCACUGUGACCUUGCCUUAAGGAACAUUCUGGUGAGCCAAUUCCCAUGGGAGGUGAAGGUAGCAGAGUUUGGCCUGGCCAGAGACUUGACCCGUAUGAGGAGCAGACGCAGUAGCAGGAAAAAACAACACAAGGAGCGUGUGCCGCUGCGCUGGUAUCCUCCAGAGUACUUCAGAAACAACUACUACAGCUUCAAGGGAGACGUCUGGGCAUUUGGUAUUGUGCUGUGGGAAAUGCAGACAUUCGGCACCUUGCCAUAUUCAAGUCUGAACACAUCUGAGCAAGUGGUGUAUAGUAUCUGUGCUGGAUGUAAGAACACUGUGCCCAACACCUGCCGUCCAGAAAUAGAACAGAUCAUGCAAGACUGCUGGAUGGAUCCAUACACAAAUAGACCUUCAUUUACAGACAUUGUCAAGAUCCUCGAGAGUGUCGUGGAGAGUGAUGGGGAUUAUGUGGACGUUGACAACCAAAGGAUCAUGAAUGCAGAGGAAAAGUGAAUUAAAAAAAAAUAUGUAACUAGUUGUUUUUACAUUUCUGUAAGAAUUCUGUAGCAAUUGUUUUAUCAUUGUUCUCGUGUAACACCAAACUGUGUACAGACAUACUUUUUGAAUGUUUUUAAGGAUUUCAUUUUAAAUAUGCUUCAUUUGUUAACAGGAAGACAUUACACAACUCUAAUAACCAGCUGACAGUGUUUUUGACAUGUUUCCAAGGAUUGUUUUGAAAAUAACAUCAACUAAAAAAUAAAAAAGUCUGUUUGUUUUGA